UCGGCUGGAGGGCUGGCGGGGGGAGUAACCGUGGGUCCGCAGCGGAGAGGCGCCUAGGGCGGGCCGCGGCGACUCUCGAGGGCUUGUUCCGCAGUGUCGCCCAACCCCAGCAGGCUCUGGCGUAUUCUCCGCAGCUUUUGGCGCCCCAGCAGUACCAGCCGGCGCACUCGCAGCCCGUGCGGUUACCCCUUCCUCAGGCGCCGGCGCCGGCGUUCCCUCCCCGCAGUGUGGCAGCGCUCCCGCUCCUCGACAGCCCGCACCUCUUGGCGUCCCUUCCCUCCGCACCACCUCCGCCGGUCCUUCCCUCGGCCGGUCCCUUCGAUCCGCGUCGGUUGGACGUGCGGUCCGCGGAGACACUGCAGCCCUGGCAGCCGACGCCCCCGGAUGUGUCGGUGGUAGGAUGGUCCCGUGGCCCACCGCCGUUGGAGGCACCAGUAUCGUUCGGCGGGCGGGCGACAGCGCCCUUUGUCCCCCCCCGCCGUUCGCUGGCGUCACCGACUGGAGUUGAGGGGGGGGCAGAAGCAGCGGAGAUGGGGGGAGCGGAAUCCACGGGCGAGGACUCGCCUCCUGGGGACCAGGGGUGGCGUCGCUCGGGUGGGCUGCGGAUGCCGCCGAGGGCGCAGCUGGAGCGCCUGCGGGGGAGGGGGCGGCUGGCGGAGACUGCGAUCCCAGUCGCCACGCUUCGUCGGCUCUGGCACGCGCAGAGGGCGAUGGGGUAUGCUGUGGAGAUGCUGACGGACUCACACUCCGUUCUACGGAGCUCAGUGAGCCCGUGCAAGAUGCCUCACGAUCCGCUCCAUCGCUGCGCGAUGGCUGCAGCGGAUCUGGCGGUCGUGUCCACGCGAGUGCAGCCUGCGCCCGCCUCGGGAACCGUGUUGGACCCGCGCCUGCUCGCCGUGAUGCGGACAGUAUCGGCGAGCGUAGACUCGGCUGCAGCUGUAGACAUCGUUGGCGGUGCCGUGUCAGCGCUGAUGCUCCUGGGGGACUAUGUGAGGGCCCUGCUUGAGGAGGCUGGAGCGGACGAAGCCGCAUGAUGGGCUGCCGUCGUGUGUAGGUUCUGGUUGGUGAAGUGCGCUCUAGCGUGAGCGCUCUGGUAAGCUCUGUCAGGCUCUCCAUGCUUGUUUGCCGUGUGUAGUGUUGGCGGGUUGUAGACCCCGGAUGUGUGUAUUUGAUGUUGUCGUAGUUGACUCCGAAGCCUUGUGUCCUUGCCGCCCCUCACGCGCGGCCGAAGGCCGCGCUGCGAGCGUCGGCGGCCGAAGGCCGCCGACGCGAGCCGCCACCAAGGGUUGGAGAAAAGAAAGAACUGGAAACUAAACUGGAAGAAUGAGCUAGGGAGAGAGCUUAAAUAGCUAGGGAGGGACUCAUGCUCUCUCUCUCUCUCUCUCGCUCUCUCUCUCCUCUCUCCCGCCACCAAGGGUUGGAGAAAAGAAAGAACUGGAAACUAAACUGGAAGAAUGAGCUAGGGAGAGAGCUUAAAUAGCUAGGGAGGGACUCAUGCUCUCUCUCUCUCUCUCUCUCGCUCUCUCUCUCCUCUCUCCCGCCACCAAGGGUUGGAGAAAAGAAAGAACUGGAAACUAAACUGGAAGAAUGAGCUAGGGAGAGAGCUUAAAUAGCUAGGGAGGGACUCAU
Messenger RNA from Closterium sp. NIES-67, 1629 nucleotides. Lineage: Eukaryota; Viridiplantae; Streptophyta; Zygnematophyceae; Desmidiales; Closteriaceae. The record is from the annotation of a GenBank genome assembly.